CUGUAUCAGUAAAGUAUGUGCUCUGUGUUUCCAGCGGUGGCUGAGGCGGUGCUGGGGUGUAUAGAGCAGAGCCGGAGACUGAUCCUGGUGCCCAGCAGUCUGGGGCUGAACCCAAGGCAGGACAGCCAGUAUAGUCUGCUCACUGGGCUCCAUGCUGCACUGGUGGAACGGCAGACCUGGCUAAUCCUCAUCCAGACAGAGUCAGCCCCAGACAGCAAGGUGGAUCUGGAGCUGGACUCCCUCCCUGAGGCCCUGCGGCUGCUGGCCCAGUCAGGACACACCGUCACCUGGAGGGGCUCCCACUCCAAACCCCUGUCCUCAGCCUUCUGGAAGGAGCUGCGUUACCGUAUGCCUGCCACGACCAGACGACGCCCCCCGAAGGACGAGAGGACCAUUCUGUGAUUAUAUAGGCUCCAGGGCAGGGUUUGGGUUCAGUCAAUUCACAAAGUAAACUCAAAUUCAAAUGAUAUAAUGGCAUCUAUUUUCAAUGAUCUUCACCCCCAACCCUGCUCCGGGGGGAAGAUGAGUGAAAUAAAUACAUCUAAUGUGAUUAAUGUGCCAUGUUUACCUGUAAGAGUGAAAUAGCUUUCCUUCCAUGUUUUUU
Messenger RNA from Oncorhynchus keta (chum salmon), 604 nucleotides. RefSeq names its product interleukin-18 receptor 1-like. The transcript has 2 exons. Bases 16 to 402 code for a protein of 128 amino acids. Lineage: Eukaryota; Metazoa; Chordata; Actinopteri; Salmoniformes; Salmonidae. Gene Ontology annotation, biological process: signal transduction. The record is from RefSeq and is a predicted model, not a curated record.